UAUCAUACUGGCUGCAUACAGUAAUAUAUAUAUAAAAAAAUGGAUAGAUUUUUCAAAAAGUUUUAAACAGAGUUGGUAUUAAUAUAGUACACUGUUCAUUCAAAUUUGAAUAACUCAGAUUUGUUCAAAAUGGUAACUUGUUUUACCUGCUAGAGUUUGCUUUUACCAUGCUUGUGCUAUGGAUGCUCAAAUGAGCAUUAUACUGGCUAUAGGGGACAAAAAAACCACAGGAGCUUUGUAGUGAUGUUAUAGGUUGAUUCUCUGUCGUUGUCUGCAUUCUCGGGAGAUUUUAUUGAAUACCCAUAUUGCAAAUGAACAGUUUUGAGUCAUCCCUGUGCAAGAGAUGAAAACUUUUGGACAUAUUUCUCACUAAAUGCCAACUUGAUAGUCUGGCAUGUGUUACUCUUGUGAAAAUCAAAUCGGCAGUACUGACACGAGUCGUUCUGUAUUGGGUUGAGCAUCUGCAGUCCAUGGGCACUUGAUUUUCCCUCCAUUGGUGGAUUACUACGGUGGUUUGAUUCAAACCUUCAAGUUUGGUUUUAGAAGGGGCUGUAUACUGUUAUUUGAAUUUGUAGGGUACAGGGGAAUGGAUAUGGACGAGGAAAAUACUGGUUUGGAGAAGCAAAAUCACAACAGCAAACAACCUUCAACUGUUCGUCCAGGCAUAUUAUUGACAGAGCAAGAAAUCUCUACAAGUAUGGUAGUCAACAGCUCUCACAAUCUUAUAACUAGAACAGAGUGGGGAGAAAUAGAUACAACAGCACCUUUUGAGUCAGUUAAAGCUGCAGUUACUUUGUUUGGAGAGGGAGUCUUCGGAGACAAAGCUGAAGGAAAAAAGUUCAAACUUCCAGUUGUGGAGAGGCGCAUAGCCAAGGAAACAGAACUUCAUCAAAUGCAAAAGGAAUUGGACAAAUCCAAGGAGCAGUUGAAAAAUGCAGAAGCUACUAAGGUUCAAACCCUGCUUGAGCUGGAGGAGAUGAAAAAGGCUGUGAAAGAUCUAACUCAAAAGUUGGAGGUGGCUAAGGAGUUAAAAGAAAAGGCCAGCGAGGCCACUAAAAUAGCCAUGCUGCGCGCAGAGGAGCUAGGACCUGCAAAUACCAAUAUGUCAGAGGACAAUAAUACAGGUCGGCAAGAGGAGCUUUAUGCUACAAGGGACAAGCAUAUCACUAUAGUAACUGAGUUGGAUGCUGCUAAACAGGAACUGAGAAGGGUGAAACAAGAACUUGCAGCUUCCUUGGAAGCAAAAGCACUUGCAACUAAGCAGGCAGAAGAUGCAAUGAUCAAAGUUGAAACAAAUUCAACAAGGGUGGAUGAGCUUUCGAAAGAGAUUGCUGCAAGUAAUGAUUCUCUUGUCCUUGUUAAAUUGGCUUGCAUUGAAGCAGAAAAAGAACAUGCUAAUAUUCUGGCUGAAAAGGAGGCCAAAUACUGGAAAGAUGCAGCAGAUGUAGAACAGACUAGCAAGGAGUUGGAGGCUCUAAGGAAAGGACUUGCUGCUGCAAAAGAUUUAGAGAGAAAGCUGAGUACAACUGUAGUUGCUGUGGAAAAUGUACAAAAAGAGAUAAUUUUGGCAAAAGAAUCGCAGUCAAAGGUUGCUGAAGCAGCUUCUAAGGCUCAUGACAAACUGAAUAAGGUGAAGUCGGAAAUUGAAGAAAUAAAAAAUGUCACAUCUGUUGGAAGCACAUCUGUCGGAUCACUUUCUGUAGAGCUUGGGGAGGCAAAGGAAAACAUGCAGAAGGCAAUAAAGGAAGAGUUGGCCUUGAGAGUUUCCAUGGAUUCUGUAAGGAAUGAGCUGGAGCAGAUUAGAAAAGAAUUAGCAGAAACAAAACAGAAAGUGGUAGAUGCAGAAUCAGCAGCAGCAGAUCUGAAUGUUGAACUUCAUAAAUAUAGAUCAACAUUGGCAGUAGCUGCUCAAUCUGAAACAAAAGCAAAAGAAGCUACUUCUGAUCUUGAACUAGCUCUUCAACAACUUACUGCAGAAACUGAGAAUGCUAGAAAAGAGGCUGAAGCAAUGAAAGAGGAAGCAGAAAAGGCAAAAUUGGAAGCAGAACAGGCAAAGGCAGCUUUGAAUACAGCAGAAAGUAGAUACAAAGCAGCAUUGAAGGAAGCUGAUGCUGCCAAAGCUGCCGAAGAAAUAGCCCUUGGCAGGAUAAAAGCAUUAACUGAGAAAACAAUUGCUGCUCGUGCUUCUACAUCUGAAUCUGGUGGUGGGAUUACCAUCUCACAAGAGGAGUAUGAUUCCCUAAACCGGAAGGUUGUGGAAGCAGAUGAACUUGCUAAUAUGAAGGUUGCUGCUUCCUUAGCUCAAGUCAAUGCUAUAAAAGCAGCUGAGCAGGAAUUAUUGAUGAAACUAGAAGCCGCUAAUAGAGAGAUUGAAGAAACUAAAUCAGCAUCAGAGCAAGUUUUGCAUAAAGCAGAGAUGGCAGAAGCAGCCAAGAGAGCAGUUGAAGGUGAACUUAGAAAAUGGAGAGAACGAGAGCAACGUAAGAGGGCUGUGAUUUUAGCUGCUGCACAGGACUUUACAAACAAUGAGAAAAAUAAUAUUUCAAGGACAUUUACAGAAGAUAAAUCUGUGCAUUCUCAGCCUCUUGGUAAGGUGCUUAACAUCAAAAUUGCUUCUCCAGAAAAAGUUGAUAAUGUUCAUUCUAUUGAUAGAUCUUUUACUCUCAAGAAGAAGAAGCAACUGAUUCCAAAUAUUGGAGGUAUUUUUACCAAAAAGAAAAGUCAGAUGGAUGAUGAUACUCUACACUGAGUUAUGUGUUGAUGUUUCAAAUGGUUACACUGCAGAUGCAGUGUCUGCAGUUUUAAUUUGCCACAUCCUGUAAUUUUUUAUAGUUCAUAGUAUUAUGGUUGUAUUAAUAGAUAAAUUCUGUGACAUAUUGUACAAGAAACACGAUGAUCCUGUGAUCCUACAGACAGCUAUUAAGUAUAGCUACUACAUGGUGGAACCAAGCAACUGUAUUGUUGGGAUGUGUGGCAUGCCCAAUAACAUAUUGAUGACAAAAUGGUUGUUAUUGGUAAGAAACUGAAGAAAACUGAAAAAGAGAACCAUGAUAUACUGUGCUGCCUUCGUUGAUAAUGCUUCUUUGGGCUUCCGUUUGCCAAAAUAACUUGUUGAAGGCAUUAAGACCAUUUUAGUGCAUUGUGUGGUUAAGCUGUGGCUGGGCCUGAUUUGAUUUUGUGAUCUCUUGUUUAUGCUUAUCAUCUACCGAUCAACCAUGCUAGACUGAGAGUCAUGUUAUAAAUUUAUUUCCAAUAGAAAAUUUUCAGUGAGUGAGAAUGCUAGCAACUGUACUUGGACAAUUUUUUAUGAUAUAUAGGCUCACAAAGUCACAGGAUCAUGAAAAUGAAUUAUGUAAUUGAACAGUGUAAAGAUUGGCGACAUAUACUGCAUGAUUUUAUCAA
Messenger RNA from Cryptomeria japonica (Japanese cedar), 3402 nucleotides. Its product is annotated as WEB family protein At5g55860. Lineage: Eukaryota; Viridiplantae; Streptophyta; Pinopsida; Cupressales; Cupressaceae. The transcript is spliced from 3 exons. The record is from RefSeq and is a predicted model, not a curated record. Bases 587 to 2749 code for a protein of 720 amino acids.